Messenger RNA from Effrenium voratum, 2715 nucleotides. The record is from the annotation of a GenBank genome assembly. NCBI's taxonomy places the organism in Eukaryota, Dinophyceae, Suessiales, Symbiodiniaceae.
AUGGCGUGGUUGGACGACCACCUCCGCGAGCAGCUGGAUGUCUCGAUUUGCAUCCAGGUGGACAGCCAAGCUCCCAGCAGCUCCUUCUGCGAGCCAUUCCGGAAGCCGGGGAUCGUGUCCUUUGAGCUGCCCAUCGAGCUGGUGGACGGUCAGCUGACGCUGACGGCGACUCUGGGCACGGUGUCGGGGUCCACAAUCGCAGCCCUGGGCAGCGAUCAGGUGCGGGUUCAGAAGUGGCUGCAGCUGGCGCGGCCGCGGCCUGGGUGGGCCGAAGUCUUCAAUCCGCUGGUGGAGUGGUGGGACGCCCACCGUGAGGGCCUGCAGACUACCAAGCUGGCGCACUACUUCGACGUCUACCACCGGCACUUGUCUCACUUCCGCGGCCGCAAGGCGCACCUUCUGGAGAUUGGGGUGGCCAGUGGGGGGUCCCUGCAGAUGUGGAAGGCCUACUUCGGACCGCGGCUCCGUGUCACCGGCGUGGACUGCUGCCCCUACUCGGGCAUGCGAGGCGAGCUGGAGGACCACCGGACCUCCAUUUGGAUCGGAGACCAAGAGGAUCCUCAGUUCUGGGAGGAGUUGGUGCAGUCCGUGCCCCCCAUCGACAUCAUCAUCGACGACGGGAGCCACGUGGGGCGCAUGCAGCUGGCUGCCUUCCGCAGCCUGUGGCCGCGCCUAAACCCCGGAGGGGUGUACUUGGUGGAGGACUUGAUGUUUGCGUACUUGGAGCCUCACAGCCAGGAUGCCCACUUCUUUCGGGGCCACACCUUGUGGAUGGAGCGUUUGAAGUUGUUGAUGGACGAGAUGCAGACAGGUCUCGCCGGGGACGAGCUCAAGGGGUCUGUGGGCACAAUUCGCAGCAUCAAUGUCUACCGCCAUAUUUGUGUCGUUGAGAAGUACGACCAGGGUCAAGGCGACGCCGGCUUCGUCCAGGACUGGGAGGAGUUGCAGGUGGGCGCCGGUGUGCAGGCCCCGGCCCUGGCAGACCGACAGGCCUUCGGGUCGCGGGAGUCCGCGGGGUGCGCGGUGGCCAAGGAGCGACGAAGCUUCAAGUCUCCGGACCGGCCGGAGCACCGCUCCUCACGGACGAGAGGUUGCCGCACUGAAGGGCGGAUGCGGGGCAUCCUGGGCCUUGUUGGCAUCUACCUGGAGGCCUCGUCAUCAGAUGUCGGACUCGAUGCGCGGAUGCUGGGAGACCUGGGCGAAGGGCACUGCGAGCACAACCGUCCCUGGCUGCAGGUGAAAAGGAAGUUGUUUGGCUUCCUGCAGCAGAUCUCCGAAAGGAAGAGGCUCGAUGUGACGCGAGCAGUGAGCGUGCUCGCCGUCGACAUCGGGAAGGAGGACCUGGCGUGCUGCCCCCUCGGUGCGUUGGCAGUGCAGCUUUUCUUCGAGCUGGCCCUGGUGUGGUCGAACCCGGAGGCUUCGGCGCGAGAGGAUUGGCCGGAGGAGCCCUGGCAGCGGCUUCGGGAGGUGUCCUGGCAUGCGCUUCUGACGUCCCGCUGGCCGGUGUUUGAGCUUCUGAGGGCCCUCAGCGCGUUGCUGGGCCCAGCCGGGCCUGAUCACCCCUGCGCGCGUCUUUGGGACUUCGUGCCAGAGGCGCUUCAGGCGCGUUUGCGGCUGGGGGAGCUUCAGGUGGCGCAGGCGGUGCUCGAGAGUCUCGAAGCAUCUCCGCAGGCCCUGGCGUCGUGCCCCACAGCGGCGGCGGCCGCCGCCUUGGCCAGCUCUGUGGACGCGGGCGGCUUGCAGCUCGCACAGGAGAAGGCCACCAGCGGGCGCUGGCCGGAGGAUUUUCUGCGUUCGCCUUGGCCGGCCUUGGCCCUGCUGUGGUCCCUGGAAAGCCAGGGCACGCCAAGCACCUGGCGCGUGGCGUUGCUGGGCCAGCUGCGAGGGGCCGUGGCGUACCUCAACUUCCUGCCGGAGGAGAUGUCGAGGGCUCGGGACAUCAGCGCCUCGCUGAGCAGUGUGGACAGGUACUGGUUCUCCCAAGAGGGCCAGUGGCCAGUGGUGGUCUUUGCAGACAACGCAUCAGCCAAGUACCAGGAGGCCAAUCUGUCGGGCCACUUCCCGCACCUCGACAUCCGGGUGGCUGUGAUUGAGGAGGAGCACUUGCGAUGGCCGAUGGGAAAUCGCAGCUGCUCCCAGAACUACAAGCGCGCCAGCCGCUUCACCGCGGGGCCGCUUUGGAUGCACCAGGCCCUGGAUAACUUCAGCCAUGUAAUGCUGGUAGACACUGAGUUCGUGUUGAGCCACCGGGUGGAUUGGGACCCGUUGGGCCGGAUGUUCGAGGAGGAUGUGGCGCUGGGCUACUGGCAGACCCACUACGAGCAAAGCUGGGAGCGCACCUUGUACCUCACAGAGGUGUCCAAGCGGUUUAUGGCCGGCAGAAGCCUUCAGCCUCAGAUUCCGGAGCUUGUCAGCUACUGGUGGGAUGAGCGUGAGGUUCCGGGGGGCUCCUUGCCCGUAAACAUUUACGGGUGCCUCUUGGCGGGCUCCAUGGCCUUCUUCCGCUCCGAGCUCUAUCAGAGCUACUUCCAGGAGCUGGACCGUUGGCCCGGCUUCGACGAGCACUGCUGGUCCGUGCAGAGCGUCCUGGCCAUCGCGGCCGCUUUCCUCCUGGAUGACCGGCGGGUUUCGGAGCUCUGGGUCUACGGCAGGCACCAGAACAGCUCAAAGACGCCGCAAGAGGGCUGGAACGACGCCAAGCGGCGGACAGACUGA